Messenger RNA from Caenorhabditis briggsae, 189 nucleotides. RefSeq names its product Protein CBR-RPB-12 (gene Cbr-rpb-12). Gene Ontology annotation, cellular component: RNA polymerase III complex; RNA polymerase I complex; RNA polymerase II, core complex. NCBI's taxonomy places the organism in Eukaryota, Metazoa, Nematoda, Chromadorea, Rhabditida, Rhabditidae. Bases 1 to 189 code for a protein of 62 amino acids. Gene Ontology annotation, molecular function: DNA-directed RNA polymerase activity; zinc ion binding; DNA binding. The transcript has 3 exons. Gene Ontology annotation, biological process: DNA-templated transcription. The record is from RefSeq and is a predicted model, not a curated record.
AUGGACGGCAGCGCUACUCCAGGUCCAGGGCAAGCUCAUGUCAAGUCGAACAGUAUGAUCUACAUUUGUGGAGAAUGCCACGGUGAGAACGAGAUCAAGCCAAAGGACGCGAUUCGCUGCCGAGAGUGCGGCUAUCGUAUUCUCUACAAGAAGCGCUGCAGAAAGUUGAUGGUCUACGACGCUCGCUAA